Messenger RNA from Opisthorchis viverrini, 1146 nucleotides. RefSeq lists its product as hypothetical. Gene Ontology annotation, cellular component: nucleus. The annotation marks the transcript as partial. Gene Ontology annotation, biological process: regulation of transcription by RNA polymerase II. Lineage: Eukaryota; Metazoa; Platyhelminthes; Trematoda; Opisthorchiida; Opisthorchiidae. The transcript has a single exon. The record is from RefSeq and is a predicted model, not a curated record. Gene Ontology annotation, molecular function: DNA-binding transcription factor activity, RNA polymerase II-specific; RNA polymerase II cis-regulatory region sequence-specific DNA binding.
AUGGACCCUGCUUUGAAGUCGAAAUACCGAGUUACUGACAGCUUACCUGCACCAGAGGAUGUGUUAAGACCAGAUUCCAAAUUCCCCAGUCAUGCAUGCCAAACUAAACAUGAGUCUUUGAGUUCCGUGAAGGUCGUUUCACCAACAGAGGUGAUUCGCCUGUAUGAAAACCAACUUGCAUACUAUGGCCGCGAAAGUUCAGACGACUAUGCAUCGACCUCAGAAGAACAAGAUUUAUUUGAUCCAGUGGGUGAAACUACACACGAUUCCCAGGCACAACCAGGCCUUGCCAAACUAUAUUGUUGUAUCCAUCCUGGUUGUGGAUACAUAUUGGAUAAUAUGACAUCAUUCCGGAAUCACGUAGCUACUCACACAAAACGACUGUCCGCCACCAACUUCCCCAAGUCUGAAAAAAGCCACUUUCGCAGCCACCAAUUGGAUUUAUACAAUGCUGGACGAGAGUUUAAAUGUGAACAUCCCGGAUGCGGGCGAACCUUUCAAACCGAUCACCAUUUGCGUUUACAUCAAGUAGUACAUGGGACUGCCAGUCCGGUACAGUGUGACUACCCAGGUUGCUUUCGUCGUUUCUUAUCUUCCCCUGGAAUGAUGCGUCACAAGGAAGUCCACCAUGGGGUCAUUCAACCCCGACAACGUCUCACCUGUACGUAUCCUGGCUGUGGCCGAACUUUUGCUUCCGGUAACUCAUUGCGCCAGCAUCAUAAUGUACAUUCGAAAGAACGCGUUUAUCUUUGUGAUUACCCUGGCUGUGAAUAUCAAUCUUUGUAUCAGAACUCCUUGGAUCGCCAUAAGGAGACACAUAAGAACAAGCAAGAUCGACUACAGUACCGAUGUCGCUAUCCCACAUGUACUGUAGCCUACGUCUGUAAGUCCAUGGUGGAGGUUCACGAACGUAAGCGUCAUGGCGCUCCCCUACUUAUGUGUCAAUUUCCAGGCUGUUCGAAGGGCUUCACCACGUGGGCUAAACGCAGCCGUCACCACGGUGUACACCGUCGGCGUUUGGAAAAAGAAGUAAUCUCAACGGUUCGGAAAUUCAACAGUCACCUUUCGUCAGUAUCCAUAACUUUGGAGCCAGUAACGGAAUCGGAGUUCCCGGAAUCCCUAGCCGGACUGUGCCCUACAUUCGUC